This is a messenger RNA of Cloeon dipterum, 879 nucleotides long. Its product is annotated as chymotrypsin-like. The record is from RefSeq and is a predicted model, not a curated record. Lineage: Eukaryota; Metazoa; Arthropoda; Insecta; Ephemeroptera; Baetidae. Bases 95 to 850 code for a protein of 251 amino acids. Gene Ontology annotation, molecular function: serine-type endopeptidase activity. Gene Ontology annotation, biological process: proteolysis. The transcript is spliced from 5 exons.
GUUUGGAUUGGCCGGUAAAAUUGCGGUAACACGAAAUGCACCAUUAUUUUAGGGCGUGGAAGGCUCCGGUAAAUCAAAUCCCUCGAACGCCGGAAUGAAGACGGUCAUCGCCUUGUCUCUCGUCCUUGCCGUCGCGGCUCAGGCCUACGGAAACGGCAACAGCCGUCCACUAUUCCAGGUCGUGAUCGUGACUAACCCCGGCCUCCAGUAUGCUGUCUGCGGUGGAUCCCUCAUUAAACAGGACAAAGUGCUGACUGGUGCCCAAUGUUGCCUGGGAGGGAAAUCUUUCGUGGUCUACCUUGGCACUAACAACCGUGACGAUUCCGAGCUCACCCAGAAGGUCUUCAGGUCGAAAAGAUCUACAAUCCACGAACGUUACAACGAAUCAAGUAAAGUGAACGACUUAUGCAUCAUUCACCUGGACGAAGAGGCUCGCGGCCAGGACAUCACCACCAUCCGGCUGCCGUCUCGUUCUCAGGUCGCAGUGACCUUCGAAAGACAGAAAGCUCUCGUUUCCGGCUGGGAAUUAACCUUGAAAGAUGAAAAUACUAAGAAAGCUAAGAUGAUGCAAGCGGAAGUCACCAUCGUCCAAAAUGACGUAUGCAAGAAGAUUUUUCCACAAUUUACCGCCGAGAUGCUUUGCGCCUCCGCCAGCAGCAGAAAUGAAAGCUAUGGAGACUUCGCCGGUCCGCUUACCAUCUUUGAAUCUGACGGAAAGGAGACCCAAAUUGGACUCGCAAGCUACGGGCCUAUACCUGAGCAAGGAUUGUGUCUUCCUGAUGUCUACGUCAGACUCACCGAAUACCUCGACUGGAUCGAAAAGUGGACUGGAGUCGAGAUCCGUCCUUAAAACUGUAGGUGUGUCGAGGACCGUUCAAU